This is a messenger RNA of Phycomyces blakesleeanus NRRL 1555(-), 1320 nucleotides long. RefSeq lists its product as hypothetical. The record is from RefSeq and is a predicted model, not a curated record. Bases 1 to 1320 code for a protein of 439 amino acids. The transcript is spliced from 12 exons. Lineage: Eukaryota; Fungi; Mucoromycota; Mucoromycetes; Mucorales; Phycomycetaceae.
AUGAGAUGGAAUAAGACGGAAUGGAAUGAGUUUAUUACCACUGAAGAAGGUUUUGAAAAAGAAAAUAGUGUAUUGCUUUUGAGCGUUGAAUGCGGUGGAGUUGGUGUUGGUGCAGGUUUCAAAAAAGAGAACGUUACUGUGGUUGUUGGUUUCAAUUUUGAUAGUGCGGUGGAGUUGGUGUUGUGCGGUGGAGUUGGUGUUGGUGCAGGUUUCAAAAAAGAGAACGUUACUGAGAUUGUUGGUUUCAAUUUUGAUAGUGCGGUGGAGUUAGUGUUGUGCGGUGGAGUUGGUGUUGGUACAGGUUUCAAAAAAGAGAACGUUACUGUGGUUGUUGGUUUCAAUUUUGAUAGUGCGGUGGAGUUAGUGUUGUGCGGUGGAGUUGGUGUUGGUACAGGUUUCAAAAAAGAGAACGUUACUGUGGUUGUUGGUUUCAAUUUUGAUAGUGCGGUGGAGUUGGUGUUGUGCGGUGGAGUUGGUGUUGGUGCAGGUUUCAAAAAAGAGAACGUUACUGAGAUUGUUGGUUUCAAUUUUGAUAGUGCGGUGGAGUUAGUGUUGUGCGGUGGAGUUGGUGUUGGUACAGGUUUCAAAAAAGAGAACGUUACUGUGGUUGUUGGUUUCAAUUUUGAUAGUGCGGUGGAGUUGGUGUUGUGCGGUGGAGUUAGUGUUGGUACAGGUUUCAAAAAAGAGAACGUUACUGAGAUUGUUGCCUCUAUUAAAGUGUCAGAUGUGGAUUAUUCAAGUGAGAAAAUACUGCGUCUCAAGAAAAACCUCUACGAAGAGAAUGACAAUCAAGCAAAGAUGAUAUACUUGUCUGUUUUUAAUGUAUUUACCUUGGAACAAACCUUUAAUGCAGAUAGCGUGGUAAAGGAAGGCAUCUUGAUUUACAUAGGUGUUCUAUCCAUAAUUCAUGAACUUAUUGUCAUUCGUAGAUGUGGUGACCAAGAUACUUACUAUUUGUGGGUCGUCAACCACUCCAAUUUUAAUGAUGAAUAUGCUGAAGACAAUAAUUUCGGAACACAGAUUAUUGUUCUUAGGAGAUUCAUAAACACUCCCUUUGGCUACAGAGUUGCAAAAGUAACACUUGGUUUUACCCAUGGUUUGUGGAAUAUGUUUACAAACCGGUUAGUUGGCACGUUGUCAAACAAGAUAUCCAGUAAGAUCAUAUGCAUUUGUAAUGGAGACAGUAUAACAGAGGAUCCAGAAGAAGAAGCAGAAACGCGCGCUUUCUUGGAAAGUGAUGGGAAUAGCGGAUCAAAGCUUUUGGUACAUCUUCUCUUAACAAGGGAGUUCCGAAAACCAGAAGUCGCAUUGCUCGUUUGA